CUGAGCCCGUCUCCUGUUUCUCUCGCAGUGACAACAAGAGAGGCAGGCGGCGGCGGAAGCCAAGGGGAAGGAGUAGCCCGGUCAGGUUUGCGGCUCAGGUGGUCGCCAUGGCGUAGCCGAGCCUGGUCUGCACUUGGUCAACCACGCCCCACAGUGGGGCGGGAUCGUUUCUUCAGAAAGAGGCAAACGUACUGCAGAAUUGUCAUAACAAUGGAGCUGAUGCUAAAUAAAUUAAAGAGCACUGUUACAAAAGUGACUGCAGAUGUCACAAGUGCAGUUAUGGGAAAUCCUGUAACCAGGGAAUUUGAUGUUGGUCGGCACAUUGCUAGUGGUGGCAACAAACUUGCUUGGAAAAUUUUUAAUGGCUUUAAAAAGUCAACAAAACAGGAAGUGGCAGUCUUUGUAUUUGAUAAAAAAAUUAUGGAUAAAUAUCAGAAAUUUGAGAAGGAUCAAAUUAUUGAUUGCUUAAAACGUGGAGUUCAGCAGUUGACAAGACUUCGACAUCCUCGGCUGCUAACUGUGCAGCAUCCACUAGAAGAAUCCCGAGAUUGUCUAGCAUUUUGUACAGAACCAGUUAGUGCAAGUUUGGCUAAUAUACUGGGUAACUGGGAGAAUCUUCCUUUACCCUUACCAUCUGACAUCAAAGAUUAUAACUUGUAUGAUGUGGAAACAAAAUAUGGCUUACUUCAGGUUUCAGAAGGCUUGUCAUUUCUACACAGCAGUGUGAAAAUGGUCCAUGGCAACCUUACUCCUGAAAACAUAAUUUUAAAUAAAAGUGGUGCGUGGAAAAUUAUGGGAUUUGACUUCUGCAUUCAAUCAAUAAAUCCAUCUGAACAAGAGCCCAAAUUCUCUUCUAAAGAAUGGGAUCCAAAUUUACCAUCUUUGUGUCUUCCAAAUCCUCAGUAUUUGGCACCAGAAUACAUCCUUUCAGUAAGCUGUGAAACAGCUAGUGACAUGUAUUCUCUAGGGGCAAUUAUAUAUGCUAUAUUUAAUAAUGGGAAGCCAAUUUUUGAGGUCAACAAACAAGAUAUAUAUAAAAGCUUCAGCAGACAGCUGGAUCAGCUUAGUCGGUUGAAUUCCAGUAAUCUUCAGAACAUCCCGGACGAUGUCCGUGAACAUGUGAAACUGUUGUUAAAUGUCACUCCUGCAGUCAGACCAGAUGCAGACCAAAUGACUAAAAUACCAUUCUUUGAUAAUGUUGGGGCUAUGACAUUACAGUACUUUGAUUCUUUAUUUCAAAGGGAUAAUCUUCAAAAAUCACAGUUUUUCAAAGGGCUGCCAAAGGUUUUACCAAAACUACCUAAGCGUGUUAUAGUGCAAAGAAUUUUGCCUUGCUUAACAUCUGAAUUUGUAAAUCCAGACAUGGUACCUUUUGUUCUGCCUAAUGUUCUGCUCAUUGCGGAGGAAUGUACCAAAGAAGAAUACAUUAAACUAAUUCUACCUGACCUCAGCCCUGUCUUUAGACAACAGGAACCAAUCCAGAUUCUCUUGAUAUUUCUUCAAAAAAUGGAUCUACUGCUAACCAAAACACCUCCAGAUGAAAUAAAGAACAGUGUUCUGCCAAUGGUUUAUAGAGCCUUAGAAGCACCAUCAAUUCAAAUACAGGAACUCUGUUUAAAUAUCAUUCCCACGUUUGCCAACCUUAUAGAUUAUCCAUCAAUGAAAAAUUCAUUGAUACCAAGAAUUAAAAAUGCAUGUUUACAAACUUCAUCUCUUGCUGUGCGUGUAAAUUCCUUAGUCUGCUUGGGAAAAAUUUUGGAAUACCUGGAUAAAUGGUUUGUUCUUGAUGAUAUUCUGCCUUUUUUGCAACAAAUUCCUUCCAAAGAACCUGCCGUCCUUAUGGGAAUCUUAGGCAUUUACAAAUGUACAUUUAGUCACAAAAAGCUGGGAAUUACAAAAGAACAACUUGCAGGAAAGGUGCUCCCACAUCUGAUUCCUCUUAGCAUUGAGAACAAUCUUAAUCUAAAUCAGUUUAAUUCCUUUAUUUCAGUCAUAAAAGAGAUGUUAAAUAAAUUGGAAGCUGAACACAAGACCAAACUUGAACAAAUCCAUGUUAUGCAGGAACAACAAAAAUCUUUGGAUAUAACUAAUCAAAUGAAACCACUUGAAGAAUCAAAAAUCAGCAACAUAGGCAAUCAAGUAGACAAAACGUUUAGCAAUCUAGGAAUGUUAACUAGCGGACCUGAUUGUAAAGAGAAUGGAAUGAUGACAAAUCAAAGAAAGGGGUCACUUACACUUGAAGAAAAGCAGAAGUUAGCAAAGGAACAGGAACAAGCACAAAAACUGAAAAACCAACAGCCACUUAAACCCCAGCCUCAUGCAAUUAUUGCACCAGUGAAACAGACAAAGGACUUGACCGAUACUCUGAGAGAUAACAUAGCUUCAUUGACCACUCAACCCAUCAACAAACCUAAAGUUCCUUCUUCAACUAGCUUUUCUUCAGUUGGUAUUGGAAUGGGAUUUUCAUCAUCUGUUGAAAACACGAAGAGAAAUGGACUAAAUGCUAAUAUGGGGUUUCAGCCCUCUGGAUUUGGCAUGGGGAUUGGUACCACAAGCCAGAAUUUCUUUGGUAAUACUGGGGUCACUGGAAUGGCUAACAUGAAUAUGUUGCCAACAUCAAACAUGUCAUCUUAUAGCUCUUUGAACACUACUUCGCCAGCUUUGCAGCAAAGCAGACCACCUGAUAUGUCUUCUUUAGAUAGCCUAUUUGGGCCUCAAAAACCCAAAGUUAGUAUGAAUCAGUUGUCACAACAGAAAACAAACCAAUGGCUUAAUCAAUUUACACCUCCUCAGGGUACCAACAGUUGUCCUUUGGGAACACAAAUGAACGUAAUGGGACAAACUGGCUUUGGCUUACAGGGAAAUCCUUUCUUUAAUCCUCAGAACUUUACACAACCAACAAACAGCAUGGUAAACAGCAGCUCAGCUAGCAAGGACUUAAAUGACCUCUUUGGAUAAUAGUUGUAAUUGUGAGCAAGAUGAUUAACAUUGUUUUAUGCCUGUUAAAAAGCUGAUUUGGGUAAAUUUGAUAUAAUGAAAUGAACAUGA
Molecule: messenger RNA, 3048 nt
Organism: Pseudonaja textilis
Lineage: Eukaryota; Metazoa; Chordata; Lepidosauria; Squamata; Elapidae
Gene: SCYL2
Product: SCY1 like pseudokinase 2
Biological process (GO): protein phosphorylation
Molecular function (GO): protein kinase activity; ATP binding
Source: RefSeq, a predicted model, not a curated record